CUUGUUUAUGAAGCAUGCACAUAUUUUCUGGACAUAAGCUCCACGGGUUCCCUUUUUUUACGCAGAGCGGGUUACGGAUCGUCCGGAGAGAAAGAGAGAGACAGAGAGAGACACAAAGAGACAGAGAGAGAGAGAGAGAGAGAGAGAGAGAGAGGGAAGGGAUGUCACAGCCGGAGGAGGAUGCUCCGACACGGCCGCGUAUCGCAGAGCAUCUCCCGGUAAACAUGGACGAGACACGCCGGGGCUGAAGGGGGAAGCAGGCGACUUCUCACGUUUUUUUUUUUUUUGUUUUUGUUUUUUUGUUGCUGUUUUUUUUGCGCGGAGGGGAGAUGUUUCGCAGCUGGUUUCUUCUUCUUCUCCUUCUUCUUCUUCUCCUCCUCGGGGGGAUGCAUGUCUCCCCCGGCGUCACAUCGUCACAUCGUAAUAUGUAGCUCGAUCGCAUGCAGCGGUUUCUCUCGCGGAAACAAACAAAAAAGAAGAAGAAGAAAAGAAGCCGUCGCUCUGAGAGCCGAGAGCCGCGUCCGCCCGCAACCUUUCCCCCACCUUGAACCUCCAUGUGACGGGGAGGAGGAGGAGGAGGAGGAGGAGGAGGGGUGCGGAGAAGUGAGCGCUGUCCGUGGUGCUGAACGGAUCCGGGACUUCUUCCUCUUCUUUCAUAUUUGGUUCUUUACGAGUUGACCUUCCCUCUGGAAUAUACGCACAGUCCGGCGGCAGAGCAGGCCGCCACACCGCACGGCUGCUGGGGGGGCUUGACUUGAGUCAGCCAGACGACGCUCCUCUUUCAUGGCUGUGGCACGCAAAAUCAAAACUUUGCUGACCGUCAACAUCCUGGUGUUCGUGGGGAUUAUCCUGUUCUCGGUGUACUGCAGGAUCCAGGACCGGUCCGAGGAGCUCGUCCAGAUAGGGCGUAUGUCCGACCAGAGGCUGCGAGCCAGGAAUGGCAAAGUUUCCAACUUGGUGGACAGGCAGUCCAUUCUCCAGAGGCUGGAGAGGCUGGAGGACGUGGUCUACAACCAGCUGAACGGUCUGGCGAAGCCCAUGGGUCUAGUCGAGGGACCCGGAGGCCUGGGCCAAGGGGGAGCUGCUGCCACUCUGGGAGAGGACAGUCACGACGCCGAGGGGAAAUACGAGGAGUACGGCUACAACGCUCAGCUCAGCGACCGCAUCUCCUUGGACAGGAGCAUCCCCGACUACAGGCCUAAAAAGUGUAAGCUGUUGACGUACGCAGAGGACCUUCCUCAGAUCUCCGUGGUCUUCAUCUUCGUGAACGAGGCGCUAUCUGUGAUCCUGCGCUCCGUCCACAGCGUGGUCAACCACACGCCGGCACACCUGCUCAAGGAGAUCAUCCUGGUGGACGACAACAGUGACAGUGUGGAGCUGAAAUUCAACUUGGACCAGUAUGUGAACAAACGCUACCCAGGCCUGGUAAAGAUUGUGAGGAACAGCAAGCGGGAGGGCCUGAUCAGAGCCAGGAUACACGGCUGGAACGCGGCCACGGCUCCUGUCGUCGGCUUCUUUGAUGCCCACGUCGAGUUCAACACGGGCUGGGCUGAACCCAUCUUGACCCGGAUGAAGGAGGAUCACACCCGCAUCAUCCUGCCCGCCAUAGACAACAUCAAGUACAACACGUUCGAGGUGCAGCAGUAUGCCAACGCCGCCCACGGCUACAACUGGGGUCUGUGGUGCAUGUACAUCAUCCCUCCGCAGGAAUGGCUGGACAAGGGCGAUGAGACAGCCCCUAUCAGAACUCCAGCUAUGAUUGGCUGCUCCUUUGUGGUCGAUCGGGAAUACUUUGGUGACAUCGGUCUGCUGGACCCCGGCAUGGAGGUCUAUGGCGGCGAAAACAUCGAGCUCGGCAUGCGGGUGUGGCAGUGUGGCGGUAGUAUGGAAGUCCUCCCAUGUGCCAGAGUGGCUCACAUCGAGCGCACCAAGAAGCCCUACAACAAUGACAUAGAUUACUACGCUAAGCGCAAUGCUCUGCGGGCUGCCGAGGUGUGGAUGGAUGAAUACAAAUCUCACGUCUACAUGGCCUGGAACAUUCCCAUGAACAACCCAGGGGUAGAUUUCGGGGAUGUCUCGGAGCGCUUGGCCUUAAGGAAAAGGCUGCAGUGUCGGAGCUUCCGCUGGUACCUUGAACACGUCUACCCAGAGAUGCGGAUCUACAACAACACCAUCACAUACGGCGAGGUGAGGAACAGCAAAGCGAGCGGCUACUGCCUGGACCAGGGCUCCGAGGACGACGACAAAGCCAUCCUCUACCCCUGCCACGGCAUGUCCUCCCAGCUCGCCCGCUACUCCACCGAGGGGCUUCUCCAGCUCGGACCCCUGGGGUCGACCACCUUCCUGCCUGACACGAAAUGCCUCGUUGAUGAUGGCAGAGGACGCACUCCCAGGCUGAAAAAGUGUGAGACUGUUUCGAGGACCUCCCAGCGGCUCUGGGACUUCACACAGAACGGUCCGAUCAUCAGCAGGGACACUGGUCGAUGCUUGGAGGUGGAAAUGUCCAAAGAUGCCAACUUUGGCCUUCGCCUGGUGGUCCAAAGAUGUUCUGGUCAGAAGUGGAUGAUACGAAACUGGAUUAAGCAUCCCAGACACUGAAGCCAGAGACCAACCUCUGAGACGGUCCGGGCAGUGUUUCAGGUCCCAGUUGGAUCUCAAAUAUCGGACGAGGGAGGACUGGUGGUGUGUGGUGUUUCACACGAUAGACUUUGCCACACACUGAGCUUCCCUCAGGCCACAGAGCUUUCCAACACUGAGUCUUAAAGAAGAAUAUGAUCAAUCAGAGUGUUUUACUGAGCCGCACAUUCGCAGAGACCCCACGGCAGGCUGCGCCGUUUGAAAUGGCCCACAUUUCUGACACUCAGCCACAUGUAUAGAACACGUGAAAACAAGCCACCUGAGCGCAGCCCCUGAAGGUGGAUCCAGACCUUAAUAAUUCUUUUAUUUCUACUGUACACAAAACUAUCAGAUGUUUGGACAUGAGACAGAGUGCGCUAGCGUGCGCGUGAGUGUUUUUUUUUUUUUUUUUGUUUCGGUUUUUUUUUCUGAGUGCAUCUGAGCAAAUCAAAAGAUAUGGUUGCUGUCACUCACCACAUCAGAAUGAUUAUUUUGGGCUGUGAUUUGGAAAAUUGCUUUGGACAUAUCGCGCUGCUCUGGCAAGACAUUUAAUAGGCUUCAGAGGGGGGGCGCUGCCUGUCAUCUGAUCGGGAGGCAUUCACCUGCACUCACACAAACCACUACAGUUCUUUGUUUCUUUGGACUGUAUUGCUCUCCGUGGACGUGAGCAAUCAUGUGCCUUUUUUCUCAUUUUUCUGCUUAAUCUGACCAGGGAAUGUCAGUCCCAAAAGCAUGUACAAAAUUAUUUGAAAACUAUUAAUAUAUAAAACAAUGUAUAAAAAAAAACAGUCUAAUGAUAGUAAUAUAUUGUAAAAAGUGAAUAAUUGAUAUCCGUCCUCUGAUAACGA
This is a messenger RNA of Acanthopagrus latus (yellowfin seabream), 3464 nucleotides long. It is a transcript of the gene galnt9, whose product is annotated as polypeptide N-acetylgalactosaminyltransferase 9. The record is from RefSeq and is a predicted model, not a curated record. The transcript is spliced from 11 exons. Gene Ontology annotation, cellular component: Golgi apparatus. Lineage: Eukaryota; Metazoa; Chordata; Actinopteri; Spariformes; Sparidae. Bases 784 to 2598 code for a protein of 604 amino acids.